AUGUCCAAAAAGCAAGCUAAGGACUUUAAAAAAGGCGUUCUCGCCUUACAACAAAAAAGGGAUGUCCGGCUCCGAACCUUAGACACGGAAUUCGGGACUGCAACGGCAGUUCUCGAAAACGCAGAUAUCAGUGAAGAUGAUAUUGCCGAAGUGGAGGGACAUCUCGAGGAGAUGAACUAUCUGUACCAGACGAUAGUUGAAAUGAACGAACAAAUUGAGAAGCAACUAACCGACCUGAAAGAUAGUGACGCCAUCGACAAGGAAAUUACCGACAGCAGCGCAAUUCGCAGUCAAACUGAGCUAAUAAAACUGCUGAAGGUCAAGAAUUCGUUAGCUCGACAAACAAAACGGAAUACGACUUCGAGCCCAGAUGUCACAACCGAAAGAAGGAAGAAUAGGACCGCCCAGUUGCCGAAGCUAAAAUUACCGAUAUUUGAUGGUAAAUUCAUGGCGUGGACAGCAUUCUGGGACGCCAUCGAGGCUGACGUCAUCAAAGGAGACUACGCGGACAUUACAAAAUUCAAUUACAUAAUAGGACAACUCACAGGGAACGCCAAGGAUGCUAUCACCGGACUACACCCGUCCGGAGAAAACCUACCAGCUCUCAUCCAACUAUUGAAAGACAGAUUCAGUCAACCAAGGAAAAUAACGAGAGCUUACGUCUACAACCUCCUUGAUAUAACUCCGCCAGGGGGUCACUACGCCAGCCUCUGGGAAUUUCACAACAAGAUUCUUGGUGACAUACGGUCACUUGAAAAUAUGGAUGUAUCAAUAGAACAAUGUGCAACAUUUAUAGUUCCUGUCAUUGAAAGAAAAUUACCAAAAUUUCUGCGCGAGAAGAUCGGUACCGCUGGUCAAGGAGACCGUUACCAGGUUAAAAAAUUCAUGGAUCGAUUCACUGAGGAAUUAGAAAAUAUAAGCGAAAGAAUGGAUACACCAACGACAGCAACGCAGCAGAGGAAUAAUUCUCACGCAGGAAAUAACAGGAUCUCCGUGGAAUCGUUCGUGAGUGUGCCGAAUACUACUUAUACUAAACCACCGCCGCAAAACUACAACCGACCAAAAGUGUGCCCUUUCUGUGCAGGACCGCAUAACCCUUUCGAGUGCAAACUACCAGCGCAUGAAAAGUUCAUUGCCGUGCGUCAACAUAAACUUUGCUCAAACUGCCUCGGACCGCAUUUCUACCGGGAAUGUCAAAAUCAAAAAAGAUGCCGCACAUGCGACCGGUUUCAUCACACCAGUCUGCAUGAAUAUUUCGCCAAUUUAUCCAGAAUAAACCCGCCUCAAAAUAAUUCUCAACAACACGCAACUAGUGGCUGUGCCAUUGCGCCACAAAGUCAUUGCACCGCUACCGUUAGAAAGGAACAACCGCCAAUCGCAAAGUCAACCGCGGACCUUACUAGGCUGAGGAUCAGGGAGAAUCUAGACUAUUACGAACAGUAA
Lineus longissimus is the source of this 1443-nucleotide messenger RNA. RefSeq lists its product as uncharacterized. Lineage: Eukaryota; Metazoa; Nemertea; Pilidiophora; Heteronemertea; Lineidae. The record is from RefSeq and is a predicted model, not a curated record. The transcript has 2 exons. The coding region runs from base 1 to 1443 and encodes 480 amino acids.